Rhododendron vialii is the source of this 1844-nucleotide messenger RNA. Its product is annotated as inactive beta-amylase 4, chloroplastic. The record is from RefSeq and is a predicted model, not a curated record. The transcript is spliced from 10 exons. Gene Ontology annotation, molecular function: beta-amylase activity. Bases 172 to 1692 code for a protein of 506 amino acids. NCBI's taxonomy places the organism in Eukaryota, Viridiplantae, Streptophyta, Magnoliopsida, Ericales, Ericaceae. Gene Ontology annotation, biological process: polysaccharide catabolic process.
CCGCAAAAUAAAAAUCGUGAAAAGCAUGCUGCAGAGAAAAAAUAUGGCUACGGAAAAUCUGUAGCUAGCCUACUACUUUUGAAAGAAAGCUCUCUCUUUCUGAUUCGGUCAUCUCUUUCGCGAAUUGAGAUCGAGAGAGAGAGAGAGAGAGAGAGAGAGAGAGAUAGAGAAAUGGGCGUGGCCGAGAACGGAGGAGUGGCGUGCAAGUGCAUGAGAGAGAAGAGCUUGAAAUUCAACAGCAGUAGUCUCAGUGGAGGAGGAGGAGUAUUCCGUUAUUGGGAGAAGAGGAAAUUUAGGAAGAAUCUCGUUAACGUCUUUCAGAUUCCUCUCCUCCGAUGGGAGCUCUCUUCGUCGAGAUCAGUCGCCAGCAGUAAUCGAAUUCUCAGCCUGGAUGCUCGGGAGAAAUCAAGAUCCAGAUUGUUUGCAUUAUCCAAACAUAAGAGGGUCCCAAUCUUUGUGAUGAUGCCUAUUGAUUCAUUUUGUACUGAUACUUCUGGGGAUAUGAAAAUUAGAAAAAUCAAGGCCUUAACUGUAUCUUUAAAAGCACUCAAGUUGGCAGGUGUCUAUGGCAUUGCAGUUGAGGUUUGGUGGGGGAUUGUCGAGCGUACUUCUCCUUUUGCAUAUAACUGGUCUCUUUAUGAAGAGCUUUUCAAAUUGAUAUCUGAUUCGGGGCUGAAGUUGCACAUUGCAUUAUCUUUCCACUCAAACAUGCAUUUAUCGUCUGCAGUGCAAGGAAGAGUUAGUCUUCCAUUGUGGAUUGUAGAGAUUGGUCGUCACAAUAAGGAUAUUUAUUAUCAAGACCAGAAUGGGCUGUCGAAUGAUGAUUAUCUUACUUUAGGGGUGGACCAACACCCUUUAUUUUGUGGCCGAACUGCCCUCCAAUGUUAUGAAGACUUCAUGUCCAAUUUUGUUAAUAAAUUUGAAGCGCUUAUAGGAACUUUAAUUGAGGAAGUGAGUGUUGGUCUUGGUCCUUGUGGGGAACUCAGGUAUCCUGCACAUCCCUUUGGUGAUGGUAGAUGGAGAUUCCCUGGAAUUGGUGAAUUCCAGUGUUAUGACAAGUACAUGAUGGAAGACUUAAAGAAGGCUGCUUACCAAGAAGGGAAGCCUCAAUGGGGAAAUACGGGCCCUCAAAAUGCUGGAUACUAUAACAGCUUUCCAUCUGAGGUUCCUUUCUUUGAAGAGGGACAUGAUAGCUUCCUUUCAGAUUAUGGCCGUUUUUUCCUUGAAUGGUACAGUAGCAAGCUGAUCCGUCACGCAGAUGUCAUUCUUGCUAAGGCAGCAAGCAUAUUGGAGAAAUAUCAGGAAAAUGAGCAGAAUACUUUAUUAUUAGUGGCUAAAAUUGGAAUUAUUUAUUGGUGGUACCAGACAGUGUCACACCCUGCCGAACUGACCGCUGGUUACUACAACACUGCUGUAAGGGAUGGUUAUGAUCCUUUGGCAUCUGUCUUGUCUCGUCAUGGAGCUGCUUUGCAAAUUUCCUGCUUUGAAAUUAGGGACACUGAGACCCCAGAAACCUACCUUUGCAGUCCAGAAAGACUACUCCAGCAGAUUAGGACUGUGUCGAAGAAAAAGAUAAUCCAUUUGACCGGAAGAAAUUCUUACGAGAGAUUUGACAAGACAUGCAUUUUCUCUUGCAGGCUGGACUACAGCAGAUACAUACCAACUGUUACUAUCCACAAGAAGAAGCUGUAAGAUCGUUUACUUAUUUUAGAUUGGAUGAAAAGGUUUUCAGGGUUGAAAAUUGGAAUAACUUUGUACCGUUUGUGAGAAAGAUGAGUACAGAUCUGUAGAAUUCCUAUUAACCCAUUUACCCAAUUUAUAUACGGAAUUGAUCCGCAACGUUA